Molecule: messenger RNA, 510 nt
Organism: Aplosporella prunicola CBS 121167
Lineage: Eukaryota; Fungi; Ascomycota; Dothideomycetes; Botryosphaeriales; Aplosporellaceae
Exons: 5
Coding region: 1-510 (169 amino acids)
Source: RefSeq, a predicted model, not a curated record
AUGUCUAGCUUUGAAUCGGACGCAUAUCAUGCCAAGAAUAUUGUGAAUGCAGAGAUACUCCACAGCCUCUGCCAAAUGUUAAGUCCCGAUUUCAACGGAGAGGGAGACCUUGAAAUGAAAGUCGUCCAAGAUACGUUCGCUACCAGUAAGAGCGUAAAGCCGUACAAAGCAUCUAUACCGUCAGCAGCAAGUCCUUUGGAACGCUACACGACAUGGAGUCCGCUGGAAGAUCCAUACGCGCCAUUUGCGAAACGGUACCAAAUAGACGAGAAUGUGGAUGCGGAUGCAAGAGCUGAAGCUGCAAUUGAAAUUGUAAAAGAAGUACAGAAAAAAGGCGAAAAUGCUGCUUCAGCGAUGGCCGGCUCAGAGCUACAAAGCAGCCCAGACCACAACCACGGCCAACAGCAUGCGAGAAUGAAAAGAGAAAGGGAAGCUCCAGGACACGCCCUGGCUGACCAAGAGAUACAAUGGGCUCCAGCGGGACUGGCGGCUCUGGUUAGCAGCGAUUAG